Messenger RNA from Ricinus communis (castor bean), 858 nucleotides. Its product is annotated as annexin D3. Gene Ontology annotation, molecular function: calcium-dependent phospholipid binding; calcium ion binding. The transcript has 4 exons. The record is from RefSeq and is a predicted model, not a curated record. The annotation marks the transcript as partial. Gene Ontology annotation, cellular component: cytoplasm. NCBI's taxonomy places the organism in Eukaryota, Viridiplantae, Streptophyta, Magnoliopsida, Malpighiales, Euphorbiaceae.
AAAGCAGUAAUUUUGUGGGCAUAUGAUCCUCCGGAAAGGGAUGCAAGACUAGCAAAUGAAGCAUUGAAAGCAAAGAAUAAGGAAGGCACAAAACAACUACAAGUGAUAGUUGAGAUAGCAUGUGCAUCAUCUCCUCAUCAUCUGCAAGCAGUAAGGCAAGCUUACUGUUCUCUUUUUGAUUGCUCCCUUGAAGAAGACAUUGCAUCUACAGUAUAUUUGCCCCUUAGAAAGCUUUUGGUGGGUUUAGUAAGCUCGUACAGAUAUGACAAAGAGUUGGUGGAAUCAAAUUUAGCCAACUCAGAGGCAGAGAAAUUGCAUGAAUCAAUCAAAAGAAAGCAACUAGAUCAUGAUGAUUUAGUGUUUAUCCUCAGCACUAGGAAUUUGUAUCAACUUAGAGCAACUUUCAACUGCUAUCAGCAAAACUAUGGAACUCCUAUUAAGCAGGACAUAAAGAGUUGUGGAAAUGGUGAUUUAGAAUCCUUACUGAAAGUGGUAAUUUGUUGCAUAGAAUCUCCUGAGAAACACUUUGCAAAGGUGAUCGGCGAUUCCAUCAUUGGGCUGGGGACAGAUGAAGAUUCAUUGACUAGAGCGGUUGUGUGUAGAGCUGAACUUGAUAUGAUGAAAAUCAGAGGAGAGUAUUUUAACACCUUCAAAACUAAUCUUGAUGGCGCAGUUGCUGAUGACACUUCUGGGGAUUAUAAAGAUUUCUUGAUGACUUUACUUGGUGCAAGAAUUUGAUGUACUAAAUGUUCUCUUGAAUGGAUUGGUGCAUGAAUUUUAGUUUCUAUUUUCAACAGUGAUACCUGUACCCAUUUCUGUUUAGAAAACUUAAACAGUUUCUUCUUCUUUUUUUCUUGA